GCUGCUGGACGUCCAGGCUGCAGGUCGGCUGCAGCCAUGAGUCGGCGGCGUAUUUCUAUCAAGGAUCUGGGCGUGGUGGACUGUCAGGGCUGGCUUCACCGCAGGAAGGAGAGUCGCAGGUUCCUGGGGAGCAGGUGGAAGAGAUACUGGUUCGUCCUGAAGAAGAGCUCCUUGUACUGGUACAACGACAAGAUGGAUGUGAAGGCUGAAGGAUUCAUCAACCUGUCCGGCUUCACCAUCGAGCAGGCGAAACAGUGCCGGAAGAAACACGCCAUCACAGCCAGCCACCCGCUGGUCGUCACCAUAUUCGUCGCUGCAGAAAGCUUCACAGAGAUGAACAAGUGGAUCAGUAAUCUGUCAGCGGCGGCCGAACCGUGUGGUCUGAUCAAUACUGAAGAGUGUUACAGCGAAGGCAGCGAUCAGGACGACGACGACAGCGUGUCGACUUCCUGUCCUCCAGACUCCGAACUGGAACCAGCAGAGUCUGAAGAUGGAGACGUUCUCGUUCUUCAAUCUCUCUCGCCCGCUGACUUGACGAGUGAGAACAGAGAACGAAGCCCCUCGGAGGGAACGAUAAGCAGACGCAGAGGAAGAGCGAGAAAAAGAAGUGACUCGAGCGGAGGAGAGCGGCUGUCCUGGUUGGACCUGCCGGGUCCGGACGGAGAAGCGUCCGUCCCACAGCUCCACGUCAAAGAAGAAGAGAAGAAAGUCGUCGACCAUGAGAAUCCGGCCGAUGAGAUGGAGAGUCUCUACAACCACCUGAAGGCAGCCAGCUUGUCUCCGACCGGUCAGUCCAGGAGGAAAGACUUCAGAGCGUCUUUCAUCCAACGAUGCCCGAACCACAAAGUCAACGAGAAGCUUCACCUGCUCAGGAUCCUCACCUCAACGCUAAAGGCUAAAGAACUGGAGCUGGUUGCGGUGGAGCAGAUCCUGACCGAUCCGGCUCUCACAGCGUCCGCAUACAGGAAGUGGAAACUCUCUAACUCCAUCCUGCUGGUGGAGAUCAGCCACAGAAACCAGGCGGCAGCAGGUGGCGCUGCGGAGCUACAACUUCCUGAACAUCAGAGCGGCUGAUUGAUGACUGAGGAGGAUAAAACUCACAAAGCAACAGGAGCUUUUAAAACCUGUCCGUCCAAUCUGAGACACUAAAACUGAUUUUAAAAAAAGGUUCGGAGGUGAUGAACUGAGUUUCAGUCAUCAUGUGUACAGAGAGAGAAGAGGUCGUAGUUUUCAGACUGAGACAGAGAAGGUGCUAAGUUAUUACAACAAAAAAAAGUGUCAUUUUUUAAAGCUCAUUUCAGCCUGAUGGAUGUGAAGAUUCAGUAUUUGGGUUUAAAGUUUUAACCCAGUUCAAAUAUGCUUGAAAAGCAUGUAUGAUGUUACUACUAUUGCCAAGUACAUUUGUACACAGUAUGAGUGUUAUAAUUAAAUAUGUCUUUAAU
This is a messenger RNA of Scomber scombrus (Atlantic mackerel), 1442 nucleotides long. RefSeq names its product interactor protein for cytohesin exchange factors 1-like. Bases 37 to 1074 code for a protein of 345 amino acids. Lineage: Eukaryota; Metazoa; Chordata; Actinopteri; Scombriformes; Scombridae. The record is from RefSeq and is a predicted model, not a curated record. The transcript has 9 exons.